UUGUUUAAUACCUAUUUGACUUUAAUAAGUGAUUGUUGUACCGCUUAAAGUGUCCCUCGUUGCGCCACUCCAAAUCACCGAUACUCCGGCUCUUCUGAUCCAAUCCAAUCCGAUCCGAUUCGAUUCUCGCCUCACACGGAUCAUCGGCUGCCGAGGGCUUCUGACGGCGGUGGGUCCAGCCAGUCCAGGUCUCCCCGUUUACUCCGUUGGCAGUACGCCAACGCCAGUUGGCACCUUUCGACGUGGAGUCGCUAAAACCACUCGAUCGCAGCGAUAUCGGGGCUGCCAGAGCGAGAGAGCCUGAAUGCUAGUGGCUAUUAGAGUGCCUGAGGAGCAAGCGAGAUAGGGCCACCACCAACGGACAAACGCUCUCUUUCCGCGGACAGAUUGUUAUUUUUUAGCCGUCGACGUUUUUAUGGCUUAUUGAAAUCGGCCAACGGCAGUCAAAAAGCGCGCGCUACGCCUGCCACAACUCCCAGACCCAGGCCCAGAUCCGAUCCGAGUUCUAUAUCUCCCAUGUGCAUAUAUCGUAAAAUGUAGCUCUCGAUCGAGUGCAGUUGACUAGUAAUAUCCCGAAUCGCCGCCUAAUUGCCGUCCCGUAGGCAGUGUACUCACCCACAUCAAUUAAAAAGUGAUCGCGGAUUAAAAACCCAUUCGAGUGCAAAUAAUUCGCCGACAAGUAGUUCAUUAAAUAAUUCAAUAAAUGUGAACCACCCGCAAUCCAAGUCCAAACAACCGACAACCCACAGCCCAGCACCCAGCACCCACCCCCUGCGACCAAUUUGUAGUAACAUUUUUUUUCUGUUCCGUUUCGGUUGCCGCGAUUUUCCGCCAUUUUGCACGACUUUCCCGACGGUUCAGAUUUUGCGCACGCGAGAGCCUUAAUUAUGAGCAAUUAUAAUCCGAAUUGCGGUUACUUCGAGGAUUGCGGCUACUACACGAACAACGUGUACCAACAGGAUUAUUGCAUGCAGCCGGAUUACGAGUACAACAAGCAUGUCUACGACUUGUUCGACGCGAAGGUGCCUUCGUCGCAACGCUCUGGCUUCCACAUAUCCGACAUCCUGAAUCUGGAGGGCUCCGAGCUGAAGAAUGCCGCCGCUGCAGCAGCUGCAGCCGCCCAUCAUGGCAGCGAUUUGAGUCACCACUCGGCCAGUGAAUCCACCAACGGACACGGCGGUCAGGGACCUCAUGCCACGCCCUCGGCGCUCUCACCCACUCCCGCCGGCGGCUCGGUGGACGAGCACCACAACGGCAGCGGGACAGGAGGGGCAGCCGGUGGAGCCGAUCACCACAACACCACCGAGCACCAUGCCCAGCAGCCGCCAAGCCAUCCACAGCAGCAGCACCCGCACCACCAGCAGCCGCAGCACCACCUGCAGCAGCAGCAUCACCCGCACCACCAGCAGGCGGUGGCCCCUCUCCCACUGGCCCACCAUCAGAACGGGGAUGCCCAGAGCCACGCCCACGCUAACGCAGCCGCCGCCGCUCACCUGCUGGCCAGCCACAAUGCUGCGGCUGCCGCAGCUGUGGCCGCCGGCCAAUACCUGCCCAAUCUGCCUAAGAACUUCCCGGGGAGCUUCGGGGACGAGAUGUCCUCGUACCACCACAUGGCCCAAACCAUGAUGCAGCACACGGGCAGGAGUGCGUGGAUCAAGGAGAACGAACUAUACGGAACCCAGCAGCCCGCCAGCCCGGACAGCACCUCCCCAGUGACCUCCGAGGUCUCGUACACGUACAUCGGGUCCAACUGCCAGACAUCCCCAGCCCUGUCCGGCGAUUACAAGAGCUACAGCCGAUCGGCGGACAGCGAUGCCUUGUCCGUGGGCGAUGCCCUGCACACCCUGCACGGAUCCUCGGCCAACGGCGGUGUCGGAGGUCCUUCGGCGGCACAUGCCCUGCACAACAACAACAACAAUACGACCAACAACAAUAACAACAGCCUGAAGCACGACGGGCUCAAUGGAGCCAGCAGUGGCCACGACGACAGCCUGAACGAGGAUGGCAUCGAGGAGGACAUCGACGAUGUGGACGAUGCCGAUGGCAGUGGUGGCGGCGGAGCCAACGGAUCCGACGGCCUGCCCAAUAAGAAGCGCAAGCGACGGGUCCUCUUCACCAAGGCCCAGACGUACGAGCUGGAACGCCGAUUCCGGCAGCAGCGGUACUUAAGUGCCCCGGAACGCGAGCACCUGGCCAGUCUGAUCCGCCUGACGCCGACGCAGGUGAAGAUCUGGUUCCAGAACCACCGUUACAAGACCAAGCGGGCGCAGAACGAGAAGGGCUACGAGGGCCAUCCGGGCUUGCUGCACGGUCAUGCCACCCAUCCGCAUCAUCCCAGCGCCCUGCCCUCACCGCGUCGCGUGGCCGUUCCCGUUCUGGUGAGGAACGGAAAGCCCUGCCUGGGCGAUGGUUCCAAGCUGGGUGCCGAUUGCGUCUCUGUCUCAUCAGCCACCGCCACCGCCAUGCAGAAUGCCGCUGCCGCCCAUCAUUUGGUGGCCCUUAAUGGAGCAGCCGCCUAUCAGCAUGCCGCCGCUGCGGCCGCCGGCCUACACGCCCACGCUCACGCCCAUGCCCAUGCUCAUGCCCACGGCCAUGGGCAUCCACACGCCCACGCCCAAAGGGCGGCGUGGUGGCCCUAAUAUUGCUAGGAUCUGAUCUUUACGGGCCUGAAGCCACUCGAAUAGGUGGACAGAUGAACCCAAGGUGCAAUAAAACAGAGACCAGGCCCCCAGAUCCCCGGAAAAGCCAAAAAAAUACAAAGCAUUGAUACUUUUAGAUCGCAACUACUUAUAGUCUCAUAGAUUCCACUUGAGUCAUUCCUGUACAUAAAAUAGACGGCAACUAUAUACAUAUACUAGCCCCAAGACCCGGGCUCGAGAGCCACAGGUCCACUUAGUCAGGGGUUAGCUCUAUCUAAACAUAAAACCCAUUCCUGAGUAGGGGAAAAAUGAUCGGCACAAGGGAAGGACUCCCAUUGAACCCAUUUCCACUGCACUAAAGUUGAUAAUACUUAUAAAACCUAGAACUAGACACGAUUUUUUUUUUUAUUUUUUUCUAGACCUAAGCUAAAACCCAAAGGAAAAUCUGUAAAUACUAAAAACAAAAAAAGGAAAACCAUAAACGGCAAUGCAACUAAACCUGUACUAUACAUACUAUUACUAUCAUAAUUAGUGUUCAAAUUUUUAGACAGAAUUGAAGGAACCUUUUUUUUUUGUAUGAUUAAAUAUAUAUUUAAUAUAGACACUUAGUCCUAACCGAUAUUUUUUUUCAUGUGUGUGCGUGUAUAGCGGUAAAGGAAAACUCUUUGAAUUUAUAGCAAGUAACGAGUUCAUGAAUGUUAACAACCACAGAGACGGCAGAAGGCAAGCGAAGCAGCACUACAACUGCGACUGCGACUGCGACUGCAACUGCAACUGCAAAUACAUUUUAGAGAUUUAAUAAAAUAAUUUAC
Molecule: messenger RNA, 3451 nt
Organism: Drosophila eugracilis
Lineage: Eukaryota; Metazoa; Arthropoda; Insecta; Diptera; Drosophilidae
Gene: vnd
Product: homeobox protein vnd
Exons: 3
Coding region: 888-2639 (583 amino acids)
Biological process (GO): cell differentiation; regulation of transcription by RNA polymerase II
Cellular component (GO): nucleus
Molecular function (GO): DNA-binding transcription factor activity, RNA polymerase II-specific; RNA polymerase II cis-regulatory region sequence-specific DNA binding
Source: RefSeq, a predicted model, not a curated record